Molecule: messenger RNA, 9066 nt
Organism: Paramecium tetraurelia
Lineage: Eukaryota; Ciliophora; Oligohymenophorea; Peniculida; Parameciidae
Exons: 4
Biological process (GO): microtubule-based movement
Cellular component (GO): dynein complex
Molecular function (GO): dynein intermediate chain binding; dynein light intermediate chain binding; minus-end-directed microtubule motor activity
Source: RefSeq, a predicted model, not a curated record
AUGCCUUAGGAAACACUAAAGUUUUAGAAGGUGGAUUCACAUUGGAGAACUGUAAUGGAACAAUUUAGCAAGGAACCUAAUUUAUGGGAUGGAGUGGAUAGUGAUAAGAUGAAAAAUGAAUUUGAUUAAGAUAAUAAAGCUUUGGAUUAGAUUUAGAAAUCUUUAAGUGAGUAUUUAGAAACUAAACGUAAUUCUUUUCCAAGAUUUUACUUUUUGUCAGAUGAAGAAUUGUUAGAAAUUUUGGCAUAAACCAAAGAUCCUGAAACUGUAUAAAAGCAUAUUAAUAAAUGUUUUGAAGCCAUCAAUUUAUUGGAAUUUGUUAAUGGAUAAGAAGUAGUAGCAAUGAUUUCAGCUGAAAAAGAAAAAGUUCCUUUUUCAAAAGCCAUAAAUGUGAAUGAGGGAGAUAAAAAAGGAAAUGUUGAAAAAUGGUUAUGUGAAAUUGAAGCAGUUAUGAUUGAUACUCUUAAAAAGAUUAUGAAGGCAUCUCAUUUGGAUGUAGAUACUAAAAGAGUGGCUUGGGUUAGAAAAUGGCCAGCUUAAAUUGUAUUAGCUGUUAACAUGGUCAGAUGGACUAGGGGUAGUGAAACAUCAAUUAAUGAUAAGGAUAAUUCUCAUGGAGGAUUGGCAGGAUUCUUAUAAUAAUUAAUAAAUGAACUAAGAGAUAUAGUAGACCUAGUUAGAUAGGAUUUGUCUCCUUUAGAGAGAUUAACAUUGGGAGCUUUGGUAGUGUUGGAUGUCCAUGCUAGAGAUGUUAUCAGAUAGUUGGUGAAGAUUGGUUGCAAUGAUAUUAAUAAUUUCUAAUGGAUGGCAUAAUUAAGAUAUUAUUGGACUGAAUAAGUAAUGAAAUGCAACGUAAAAAUGAUAAACGCUGAUUUACUAUAUGGAUAUGAAUAUUUGGGUAAUAGCAUGAGAUUGGUUAUUACCCCUUUGACUGAUAGAUGUUAUCGUACUUUGAUGGGAGCAUUCCAUUUAUAAUAUGGAGGUGCACCUGAAGGUCCUGCAGGAACAGGAAAAACAGAAACAGUCAAAGAUUUAGCUAAGGCAUUGGCAGUCUAAUGUGUUGUGUUUAAUUGUUCUGAUGGUUUGAACUAUUUGGCUAUGAGUAAAUUCUUUAAAGGGUUGGCAAGUUCAGGAGCAUGGUGUUGUUUUGAUGAAUUCAAUCGUAUUGACUUAGAGGUGUUAUCAGUUAUAGCUUAGUAAGUACUUACUAUCUAGGAUGCUAUCAAACAAAAGAGACCAGAAUUUGAAUUUGAAGGAACUCCAAUAAAGCUUGUACCUUCCUGUGCUAUCAAUAUCACAAUGAAUCCAGGAUAUGCUGGAAGAUCUGAUUUACCUGACAACUUAAAAGCCUUAUUUAGACCAUGUGCUAUGAUGGUUCCAGAUUAUGCAUUGAUUUCUGAAAUAUAUUUAGCUUCUGUAGGAUUUUAAGAUGCAAAUAAUUUAGCUCGUAAAAUUGUAGCAUCACUCAGGUUAUCAUCCGAAUAGCUUUCAUCACAAGACCAUUAUGAUUUUGGUAUGAGAGCUUUGAAGGCUAUUUUGACAGCUGCAGGUAAUUUAAAAAGAGUCAUGAAUGAUAUUGAAGAUAUCAUCUGUUUAAGAGCACUGAUGGAUGUCAAUAUUCCAAAAUUCACAAUCAAUGAUGUACCUCUAUUCAAUUCCAUUACAUCUGAUCUAUUUCCAGGUAUUAAGUUACCAGAAUAAGAUUAUGGAGCAUUGGAAACAGCACUCAAAAAUGUAGCUUAGGAUAUAAAUAUUCAAGCAGAAAAAGGUUUUAUUGAAAAGUGCAUCCAAUUAUUUGACACCAUCAAUGUGCGUCAUGGUUUAAUGAUUGUAGGAUAGGCGUUUGCAGGAAAAUCUAAGGUUUUGGAAUGCUUGGGCAAAGCAAUGUCAUCAUUAAAUAAGAUACAAUCAUUUGUGAAUGUUGCUGUGCUUAAACUUAAUCCAAAAUCAAUUACUUCAGAUUAAUUAUAUGGUAAAUUGGAUCCGGAUACAAAAUCAUGGACUGAUGGAGUCAUAGCUAUUAUUAUGAGAUAGUGUGCAUAAGAUGCAGAAAUUGAAGAAAGAAAGUGGGUUGUAUUUGAUGGACCUGUUGAUGCAGUUUGGAUUGAAAAUAUGAAUACUGUAUUGGAUGAUAACAAGAAAUUAUGUUUGACAUCAGGUGAAAUCAUUAAGAUGACAAAUUGGAUGACCAUGAUGUUUGAAGUAGAAGAUCUAGCCGUUGCAUCUCCUGCCACUGUUAGUAGAUGUGGUAUGGUGUUUUUGGAGACAUAAUAAAUUGGAUGGUAUGCUUUAGUGAAAUCAUAUAUACAAACAAUUCCAGAGAAAUUUAUAGAACAUCAUUAUUUAGAUGAUUUGUUGAGAGUUUUGAUUGAUUGUUGCUAGGAAUGGCUGAGAAGGAAUGUGAAAAUGACUUUAGUCAAAAAUAUGUUACUCAUAUUGUAAACAUAUGUGCAGGAAUGGACAGAUAUGGAUGACAAGGCAUCGCAAAAAUAAAUUAAUCAUAAUGAAAUUAAAGAUAUCAUCUCAAAAGCGAUAUUAUUCUCAUGUGUUUGGAGUUUUGGAGCAGCAAUUGACGAAGUCUGUAGAAAACAAUUCAAUUAGUUUUUAAUUAAAUUGAUAUCAUCUGAAGAUGUUCAAGAUUCCUAUAAAUUACAAUUGUAGUAUAAAUUCUAACCAAUCUCAAUAAAUGCCAAAUUACCAGAUAAAGCUAAUCUAUUUGAUAUGGUUUAUGAUAGAAAUAAAAAUAAUUUCAUAAGUUGGACUCAAACCUAGCCACCAUUUAUAAUACCAAAAGGAUGCGAAUAUCAUGAUUUACUAAUUCCAACAAGUGAUUCAAUUAGAAAUAAUUACUUCCUUCAUUUAUGUGUGAAAAAUAAAAUACAUCUUCUUGUAUCUGGACCUACUGGUACUGGUAAAACAUCAAACAUUGUGAGUGAAAUCAAUAAAAAUUAUUUUAAUACAGAAUAUACAAAUUUGAUAACUGCAUUUUCAGGUUAAACUUUAGUGAAUUAAGUUCAAAAAACUAUAGAGGCUAAAGUUAAUUCGAGAAGAAGAAAGGGAUACUUUGGACCUGAAGAGGGUAAGAAGUAUAUUGUGAUUUUUAUUGAUGAUUUGAAUAUGCCAGCUAAAGAAAAAUAUGGCGCAUAACCUCCAAUAGAAUUGUUAAGACAAUGGAUGGAUACUGGAGGAUGGUAUGAUUUAGAAACAAAGGAGCCUAAAUAUCUUUAAGGAAUUACAUUUAUUGCAAGUAUGUUGCCUCCUACUGGAGGUAGAAAUGUAGUCAGCAUGAGAUAUUUAAGACACUAUGUCCUCUUAUAUGUAGAACCAUUCGAAGGAGAUUCAUUGCAAAGGAUAUUCUAGAAUGUUUUGGAAUGGUAUUAUGCUAGACAAACAAAUCCGUUUAUGAAAUCUAUUACAAAUCUUAGAGAUCAAACAGUUAAUGCUACACUUGACAUUUAUUAAUUAAUCUAAACUUGUAAAGAGCUUUUGCCUACUCCAGCUAAAUCUCAUUACAUUUACAAUCUUAGAGAUAUCAGUAAAGUUUUCCAAGGAAUUUCUAAAGGAAUAAUCAAAUCAUUCAGAGACGAAAACGAUUUCAUUAAAUUAUGGGCACAUGAAUGUCAACGUGUGUUUUAAGAUAGAUUGAUUAAUGAAGAUGAUUAAGGAACUUUUGAUAAGAUUCUAAAGGAAACCAUUCUGAAACACUUCAAGCGAGAUUGGAAACAACUAGUGUAAAUAGAACCACUCUUAUGGGCUUCAUUUGUUCCCACUCUCUAUCCUGAUGAUGAUAGAACAAAGAGACCUAUGACUGAUAUCUAUUGUGAAUUAACAGAUCGAGAGACACUUAAGAAAGUAUGUUAAGAAUAAUUAAAUGAAUACAAUUCUCAAUACACAAGCAAUAGAAUGGAAUUAGUGUUAUUUAUGAAUGCUAUUCAACAUGUGCUUAAAAUAGUGCGUGUUGUUAAUACCACAUUUGGUCAUGCAUUAUUGGUUGGAGUGGGAGGAUCUGGAAGAAAGAGUUUGGCUUAAUUGGCAUCAUUCAUAGCAUUCCAAAAUGAAACCUUGCAAGUUGACUCAAGAAAUUGGAUAGAAGAAUUGCAAAAGGUUAUGAAGAUGGGAGGAAUUGAUCAAAAAGAAUUUGUGUUUAUGUAUUCAGACACUUAGAUCAUCAAGGAAUCAAUGGUUGAGGAUAUUUGUAAUAUCUUGAAUAAUGGUGAGGUGCCUAAUCUAUUCCCUCCUGAAGAGAAGAGUAAAAUCAUUGAAGAAAUGAGCAGUUAUACUUCUGGUACACCGAAUGAAAAGUAUAGUUACUUCGUUAGGUAAUGUAAGAAGAAUUUGCAUCUUGUGAUUUGCAUGUCACCUGUUGGAGAGGCAUUCAGAAGAAGACUGCGUACUUUUCCAGCUUUGGUUAAUUGUACAACUAUUGAUUGGUUUUUGCCAUGGCCAGAAGAGGCUCUUAGAUCAACUGCUGAUGCAGUAUUUACAAGGGAUAUGAACAUUACUGAUACUAAAUUGAGAUAAGGUUUAGUGGAUAUUGCAGUCGAUAUGUAGAUGAGAGUGUCUGAUCUAACCAAAAGAUAUUAUAAUGAAUUAAGAAGAUAUUAUUAUGUUACUCCAACUUCUUAUUUGGAAUUGCUCAACACAUUUAAGAGACUGAAAUCAGAUAGAGAUCAAAAUAUGAUUAAAUAAAUAUCUCGUUAUGAGGCAGGUGUUGAUAAGAUUAUCAUUACCGAGAGUGAAGUAAGCAAAAUGUAGAAGGAGUUAGAAGAUUUAUAACCAAAAUUGGAAUAGGCUACUAAGGACAAUAGUAUAAUGUUAAUUAAUCUGUAAAAGAAAUAGAAAGAAGCCGAUGCAAGAAAAUAGGUUUGUCAAUAAGAAGAGAAAGAUUGUAAUGUGCAAAGAGAUGGGGCAAAUGCUUUAAGAAAUGAUUGUUAAAAUGAUCUCGAUAAAGUGUUACCUAUUCUGGCUUAAGCUGCUGAAGCAUUGGAAAAGAUUGAUAAAAAUGAUAUGGUUUAAUUGAAAUCAUUUCCUAAGCCUCCCCCUUCUGCAGCCAUUGUCAUGGAAGGAUUAUGUUACAUCUUUUAGGAAGAUCAAGAUGUGCCAUGGAAACCAAAAGAACCUGGUUCUAUGGAAAAAGUGUAAGAUUUUUGGGAGUAUUCUAAAAAGAAUCUUUUGAAUGAUAAGUUGAUUAAGAGAAUUAAGGAUUUCAGAGAUGACUCAAUCAGAUAAAUUCCUUAAGUAAAGAUCAAUAAAUUAAGAGCAUUCUCGUAAAACCCAUUGUUUUAGAAGGAUAAGGUGUUUAAUGCAUCUGUUGCAGCAGGUAAUCUCAGUUUAUGGGUCAGAGCAGUCGUAGAAACUUAUGAUGCUUUGUUGGUUGUGGAUCCCAAGAGAUAAUAAUUACUUGAAGCAGAAUCAAAAUUAAAGGAAGCCGAAGAAACACUAAGAGUUAAGUAAGAAGCAUUGUAAGAAGUGCUUGACAUGCUAGCCAAAUUAGAGGCAGAGUAUAAUAAGGCCAAGUAAGAAAAGGAAGACUUGGAGGCCAAGGUUAAUAAGUGUAAAAUCUAAUUGAGUAGGGCAGAAAAAUUGAUAACAGAAUUAGGAGGAGAAAAGGAGAGUUGGAAGAAGAAGGCUGCUGAUUUUAGAGUUGAUUCUAAAACAAUUGUUGGUGAUUGUAUCUUGUCAUCAGGAAUUGUGGCUUAUUUGGGAGCAUUUCCUAUUGCUUAUAGAGAUGAUACAAUAAAGGCAUGGCAAGGUUUAUUAGUUAAGUUGAAUUUGGAAUAUGAUCCAGAUUAUUCAUUACAAAAGAUUUUAUGUGAUCCAAUCACAAUGGGAUAAUGGACAAAUGUGCAGAAGUUACCAAAUGAUUCAUUUUCAAUUGACAAUGCAAUUAUCUUAAAAAAUUCUACAAGAUGGCCUUUGAUGAUUGAUCCUUAAACAUAAGCCAAUACAUGGGUUAAGCAUAUGGAGAUGAAACAUGGAGAGAACUAAUCUUUGGUGAUCGUGAGACCGACUUAAUCUUAGAAUGUAUUGUCUAAGACUUUGGAAAGUGCAUUGCAAUUUGGUUAAAGUGUACUAUUAGAAAAUGUUGGAGAGAGCAUAGAUGCUAUUUUUGAAUCGAUUUUACAACAAAAAAUAAUCAAGUAAGGCUCAGCUUAUAAAUUGAAAUUCGGAGAUAAGAUGGUUGAUUACUCAAAAGAUUUCAAGUUCUACAUGACAACCAAAUUAGCCAGACCUCAUUAUCCACCUGAAAUCUGUGUCAAGGUGACUAUGCUAAACUUCUAAGUUACUUAGGAGGGAUUAGAGGAUCAGAUGUUAAAUAUUGUUGUAAAGAUAGAGGAACCUGCUAAAGAUGAAUAAAGACAAAGAAAUAUUAAGGAGUUCUUUGAAAAUAAAAACAAAUAAAAGAUGACAGAAGAUAAUAUUUUGUAAUUGUUGCAAGAAUCUAAAGGUAAUCUAUUGGAUGAUGAAGUUUUAAUUGAUACUCUCUAAAGAUCGAAAGCAGAGUCAAUAACUAUUUAAGAUAAAUUGAAGAAGUAGGAAUAGGAUAGAGAAUAAUUCAAUCAGAUUCGUAAUUUCUACAGAGAAGUGGCUAAGAGAGUUGCUAAUUUAUAUUUUGUUGUGUUGGAUCUUUCAUUGAUUGAACCAACUUAUCAAUGGUCAUUAGAAUUCUAUAUUAUACUAUUUGAAAGAGCAAUCAGGGAAUCAAUUUAAGGAAAGGAGAAUAGAAGUAAAAAUAUAAUAGAUAAAUUUUAAAUAUCUCUCUAUGAGAGUAUCUGCAGAUCUCUUCUAGAGAAGGAUAAAUUAAUAUUCUCCUUCUUGAUGACAAUGAAAGUGAUGUAAAGUGAUGGCAAGAUUACUCCUUAAGAGAUUCGUUUUACUAUGGUGGGAGGAACCUACACAGAUCCCACAUACCAUCAUCCAUAAUAGGCAGAGUGGAUUUCUAAGAAGAUGUGGUGUUUAAUAACUGAAGCAGCUGAUGUGUUAGCUUGUUUCAAAGGGUUGCCUGAAUCAGUUACAAAGAAUCUUGAAGUUUGGCAGGAGAUAUAUGACAGCUCUGAACCGCAAACUUAAAAAUUGCCUGAACCUUGGGCUACAUCUUUAUCAGCCUUUUAAAAAUUAAUAAUAUUGAGAAUUAUUAGGCCGGAUAAAUUUGCUAAUGCAACUCAGAAUCUAAUCAUUACAGAAAUGGGUAAAUAAUUCAUGGAUCCUCCACCCUUUAAUCUUGAAUAUGCCUAUAAAGAUGCAGAUGCAUUCACACCCUUGAUUUUCAUUUUAUCACCUGGUGCAGAUCCUCGUUUGGAAAUACAAGCUUUGGCUGACAAAUUUGGAUUUAGGUAAAACUUUAUUCCACUCUCAUUGGGACAAGGAUAAGGGGAAAUAGCCACAAAUGCGAUUAAAGGAGCAGUAAAGGAUGGCAAAUGGGUAUUAUUAUAGAAUUGCCAUCUUGCUCCAUCAUUUAUGCCAGAAUUGGAGAGAAUUCAUGAAUAGGAAAUAUGUGCAAAACCAGAUGUCAAUACAGAUUUCAGAAUAUGGCUAACUUCAAUGCCAUCUAGUGUAUUUCCAGUUACUCUUUUGAUGAAAGGUAUUAAGAUGACUUAUGAACCGCCAAGAGGAUUAAAAAAUAAUAUGCUAAGAAACUUCUCAUCAAUUGAUAAUAAAAGUUUUGAAUAGUGCAAGAAACCUGUAGAAUGGAAAAAAUUAUUUUUCGGAUUAAACUUCUUCCAUGCUGUUUGUUUAGAGCGUCGUAAGUAUGGACCUCUUGGAUGGAAUAUUCCAUAUGAGUUUACGUCUGCAGAUCUAGCAAUCUCUGUAUCUUAAUUAAGAAAUUUUCUUGAUACUUUUGAGGAUAUCCCUUGGGAAGCUCUUAAUUAUAUGGUUGCUGAAGCUAAUUACGGAGGUAGAGUUACAGAUCCAAAAGAUAGAAGAUUAAUUGCCAUUUUACUUAAAUAAUUUUAUACAACUGAUGUAUUGUAGAUUGAUAGACAUAAAUUGAGUCCAAGUGGAACCUAUUACAUUCCUCCAAAUGGAGUUCUAGAAGAUUACAAGGAGUAUAUAAGAAACCUACCAUUGAAUGAUUAAACUGAGGUAUUUGGAUUACAUGAUAAUGCUGAAAUAUCAUCAGCAAUCAUCGAAACCAAUUUUAUUACUUCAACUAUAUUAUCAUUGCUUCCAAGAUCAACUGGAGGUGCGGGCACAUCUGCAGAAGAUCUUAUAAAAGAAAAGUGUAAAUAGAUUCUAGCUAAAUUGCCUAAGAGAUUCAAUGUUGAAGAGGCUGCUCGUAAACAUCCUGUUUAAUACAAUCAGAGUAUGAACACUGUAUUGCAAUAAGAAUUGAUUAGAUUCAAUAAAUUAUUAUAAGCAGUUACAUAAUCUUUGAUUGAUUUAGGCAAGGCAAUUGAUGGUUUGGUAGUGAUGAGUGCGGAUUUAGAAUAAGUUUUUAAUAAAGUGUUUGAUAAUCAAGUUCCUGAUAUUUGGCAUAAGGUGGCUUAUCCAUCACUUAAACCCUUAGGAUCCUGGAUUAAUGAUUUUAUUGAGAGGUUGCAUUUUAUGCAAUUAUGGAUCGACAACGGUGCCCCACCUACUUUCUGGGUUUCCGGAUUCUUUUUCACUUAGUCCUUUUUAACUGGCACACUAUAAAACUUUGCUAGGAGGUACUAAAUUCCAAUAGAUACGUUGUCCUUUGAAUUUAUUGUGAUCCCUCCUUCAUCAUAAGAGUAUGAUCUUACUAAACCCCCUGAAGAUGGAUGUUAUGUUUAUGGUUUAUUCCUUGAUGGAGCAAGAUGGGAUGAAGAAAACAGAUGUCUCAAUGAAAGUUUGCCUAAAAUUUUGUAAUACUCAGUACCAUAUCUCUGGUUAUUGCCAAGUGAGGAGAAAAAGGAUUGGGAUGCUGAUACAUCUGUUUAUGAAUGCCCUGUAUAUAAAACCUCAAGAAGAGCAGGAACACUAUCGACCACCGGUCAUUCUACAAACUUUGUUAUUUCUAUAUAUUUACCUAUAUCACCUGAUCAUCAUCCCUACCAUUGGGUCAAAAGAGGAGUGGCAAUUUUAUGCUAGACAGAUGAUUGA